GAAAUGGCGGCAGUGGCUUUGUAUCUAUCUGAUAGCAGUAUCUCACCUAAACACUUCCCACGGCAUUAUUUUGAAGCAGCAUUAGAGAAUCAGUUGAAUUACUCUGGCAAAUACACGGGCAUAAUGCGAUGUGCUUUAAAUGCUGCCAAUAUAUUGGGCAACUUAUCGCUGAAAAGGGAAGCUGCGUCUUUACUUUCUACUGUUUCUACUCUGGACAAUGACAUGUGCGUAGCAGUGACACAAUCACUUGCGUCCCUGUAUUUUCAAGAAGCUAAAAUGACGAGAAAGGCAGCCUUCUAUCGAGUUCUUGCAGGAAAUCGGUUCAUGAAGGCAGGACUGAAGCAGAAUGCUUUAGAGUGUUAUCGGCUGGCACUGCAAAAAUACGUCAAUACAAGUUGGGACUCUGUCGAGGACCACCUCUCUGCAAUCCUUUCCACUGACACGUCCGACAAAAAUGUGGCACUUGAUUGCGCAAGUCGUCUUCUGAGACAAAGCGAUUCACAGAUAGAUGCCGGUCACGCAGCUUUCAUUGAUAAUUUUGUGGAGACAUUUACAAGGUUUAAGACUGGGGAAGAGGCAGAUCCUGUCCCUUUACCUGUUCCGCUAAUAGAUGUGCAGUCAGUGAGGGUUAUUUGUGGCGAACGCCCGCAGCCCGAUGAUGUUGCUGUCAGCAGUGCGGUCGCAUGGAUUGAUUUGGAGCGAGCAGCUUUUCACACAUUGGCUGGCUCUUCGUCAGCAUUUCGUCCCAUACAUCUUGUAAGCGAUAAUGAAACCGACAAUCAAAGGGCUCGAAGUGCCCCGCCAGAUGAAAGGUUUCGGGUUGAAUUUGCCCUUCGAAACCCAUUGAAAGCGUCGCUAACGGUUCAGAAUGUGAGACUUGGAAUGUCAGAUAUCCAUAUGAGAGAAGGAUUUGAAAAGGAACAACCAUUCACUGAGCGGGAAGUCAUUUCCUCUUUAACAUUGUUGCCCGAGGAGUCGAAAAAGAUCGCUCUUUGGGUGCGUCCAAGCUGUCAUCUUGCGAGUUUUCGAGUCGAAAGAGUAUUACUGCAAAUUACCAGUUCUCUUGGGAACCAUGUUUCUGGUUUCUUAUCCAUCAAACUGAAAGGAAAGCGUUUAAACAAGAAUGCGAAACAGGUAUAA
Strongylus vulgaris is the source of this 1140-nucleotide messenger RNA. NCBI's taxonomy places the organism in Eukaryota, Metazoa, Nematoda, Chromadorea, Rhabditida, Strongylidae. The record is from the annotation of a GenBank genome assembly.